This is a messenger RNA of Hibiscus syriacus, 1013 nucleotides long. RefSeq names its product protein LIKE COV 2-like. The transcript has 8 exons. Lineage: Eukaryota; Viridiplantae; Streptophyta; Magnoliopsida; Malvales; Malvaceae. Gene Ontology annotation, cellular component: Golgi apparatus. The record is from RefSeq and is a predicted model, not a curated record. Bases 26 to 805 code for a protein of 259 amino acids.
AAAAAAAAAGAAAGGAAAAUAGGAAAUGGCAACGGCAGCGGCAGCGGCGGAAGAGAAAGAAUCAACGUCGAUUCCACUUAGCCAAGCUGAAAAUGGUGGUGCCGAUCCCGAAGAUCCUGCAAAGUCUCCACCUAGCUCCUCCAACUCCUCCACUCGCAAGGCCUGUUGUUUUGUUCUCCAAAGCUGGUUCUCGAAGAAGUUCAUGACUGGAUGCAUGGUUCUUUUUCCUGUAGCAGUUACGUUUUUCGUUACUUGGUGGUUUCUUCAGUUUGUUGAUGGUUUCUUCAGUCCAUUGUAUGAACGACUUGGUGUUGAUAUAUUUGGUUUGGGAUUUAUCACAUCCUUGCUCUUUGUCUUCUUUGUUGGUGUUUUUGUUUCAUCAUGGAUGGGAGCUGCUGUUUUCUCAGUGGGAGAAUGGGUUAUAAAACGAUUGCCCUUUGUUAGGCAUAUAUACUCGGCCUCAAAACAAAUAAGUGUUGCAAUAUCUCCAGAUCAAAAUACCACAGCAUUUAAGGAGGUGGCUAUCAUUCGGCAUCCACGUGUUGGUGAAUACGCAUUUGGUUUCAUUACAUCUACUGUUAUCCUUCAGGGAGAAAACGAGGAUGAAGAACUAUGUAGUGUUUUUGUCCCAACAAACCAUCUAUACAUUGGUGAUAUCUUCCUAGUGAAUUCCAAAGAGAUCAUAAGGCCAAAUCUCUCAAUCCGGGAAGGCAUAGAGAUCAUUGUUUCAGGAGGAAUGACAAUGCCACUAGUAAUUUCUCCUAAAGAAAGGGUCGAAAGAAUUCCGAAUAACAUAAAGAUGUAAUGCAAUACAGAAGGGAAAUUGUGUCAGAUACUGGAGUUAAAGCCAAACCGCGUUGCCAAGGUAUUGAUAUCUGGUCUUAUGAGGAGAAUCAUGUUGUUACCGGCAGACAUGAAGUUAAUAAAAUAGGUUAAUGAUGUUAGAUAUGGGUCGUAUUCUGCUUGUCAUUCUAACAUAUUUUGAAUCAUCUUAAUUGAUCGCCGUUGACUCA